Messenger RNA from Antrostomus carolinensis (chuck-will's-widow), 1833 nucleotides. RefSeq names its product zinc finger protein 652. Gene Ontology annotation, cellular component: nucleus. Gene Ontology annotation, biological process: regulation of transcription by RNA polymerase II. Lineage: Eukaryota; Metazoa; Chordata; Aves; Caprimulgiformes; Caprimulgidae. The record is from RefSeq and is a predicted model, not a curated record. Gene Ontology annotation, molecular function: RNA polymerase II cis-regulatory region sequence-specific DNA binding; DNA-binding transcription activator activity, RNA polymerase II-specific.
AUGAGUCAAACAGCCAAUUCUUGCCAACAGUUGGUUGAAAACUGUGCCGCACAUGUAGCAGGAAAAAAACAAGAGGACAGUCGCCGUGGUCAAGUGCCACCCACGUUUUAUCAUGGUGCCAGCCAGGAACUUGAUCUGUCCACCAAAGUAUACAAGAGAGAGUCAGGAAGUCCUUACUCUGUGUUGGUGGACAGCAAAAUGAGUAAACCACAUCUCCAUGAAAGAGAGGAGCAACCGUAUUUCAGGGAGAACAGAGCGGUAGGAGAGGUCCGGGCUGUGAAAGAAGAUAGAGAAAACUCUGACGACUCUGAGGAGGAGGAAGAGGAGGAAGAUGAAGUGACUUACAAAAGGGAGCAGAUUAUAGUAGAGGUAAACCUUAACAACCAAACAUUAAAUGUAUCAAAAGGGGAGAAGGGUGUCCCCUCCCAGUCCAAAGAGACUGCUGUUCUUAAGACCAGCAGUGAGGAAGAGGAGGGUGACAGUGGGGAAGAGGCCACUGAAGACAGUAAUGAUUAUGAGGAAAAUGAGAGGCAGAAGAAAAAAGAGAAAAGAGUGGAAAAAGUUAGUGUUGCACAAAGGAGAACAAGGAGAGCUGCAUCUGCUGCAGCAGCCACAACUUCCCCAUCACCCAGAACUACAAGGGGUCGUAGAAAGAGUGUGGAGCCCCCCAAGCGUAAGAAGAAAGCUGCAAAGGAGCCCAAGGCACCUGUGCAGAAAUCAAAGUGUGAAGAGAAGGAGACUUUAACCUGUGAGAAGUGCCCCAGGGUGUUUAACACACGCUGGUACCUGGAGAAGCACAUGAACGUCACUCACAGGCGCAUGCAGAUCUGCGACAAAUGUGGGAAGAAAUUUGUUCUAGAAAGUGAGCUGUCCCUUCACCAGCAAACAGACUGUGAAAAAAAUAUCCAGUGCGUUUCCUGUAAUAAAUCAUUCAAGAAGCUCUGGUCCCUCCACGAACAUACCAAGAUUGUCCACGGAUAUGCAGAAAAGAAAUUCUCUUGUGAGAUUUGCGAAAAAAAGUUCUACACCAUGGCCCACGUGCGGAAACAUAUGGUUGCACACACAAAGGACAUGCCAUUUACAUGUGAAACCUGUGGAAAAUCAUUCAAACGCAGUAUGUCUCUCAAAGUACAUUCCCUACAACAUUCUGGAGAGAAACCUUUCAGAUGUGAGAACUGUGAUGAGAGGUUUCAGUACAAGUACCAGCUGCGUUCCCACAUGAGCAUCCACAUCGGGCACAAACAGUUCAUGUGCCAGUGGUGUGGCAAAGACUUCAACAUGAAACAGUACUUUGAUGAGCACAUGAAAACACACACUGGAGAGAAGCCCUUUAUCUGUGAAAUCUGUGGGAAAAGCUUCACCAGCCGCCCAAACAUGAAGAGACAUCGCAGAACUCACACAGGGGAGAAGCCCUACCCAUGUGACGUGUGUGGCCAGCGAUUUCGCUUCUCCAACAUGCUCAAGGCACACAAGGAGAAGUGCUUCCGUGUUACCAGCCCUGUCAAUGUGUCAACUGCUGUCCAGAUCCCACUGUCGGCCACUUCUCCUGCCACCACAGUCCCUGCUGUAGUGAACACACCCACCACCCCAACUCCACCUAUCAACCUGAACCCAGUGAGCACACUUCCUCCCCGCCCCAUUCCUCACCCUUAUUCACACCUUCACCUACAUCCUCAUCCUCACCAUCCACAUCAUCUCCCAGUUCCCCCAGUUCCUCAUUUACCCCCUCCUCCAGCUCUUUUUAAGAGUGAGCCUUUAAAUCACAGAGGCCAGAGUGAGGACAACUUUCUGCGACACCUGGCAGAAAAGAACAGUUCCGCACAGCACCACUAA